AAAAGAAUCGGGAGAGAGAGGGAAAAAAGUCACACGCAGUGCGUGAGAGAUCGGGAAGUUUGUAGAUUUUAGACCAUAAAGUCUGUUAUAUUCCCUUUAAGUUUAUAUUUAGUGUGUUUAGCUGUGCACACACGUUGCUAAAAAGAAACGGAAAGAAGAUCUGAUUUGUGCAGUAACGUUAAGUGAGAAACAGUUUAAGUUGUCCUUUGCAUAUGGAAAGUUCUUCACAGGACUUUAAUCACUAAAAUUAGUUCGAAACCCUUACGAACUGAAAACUGACGUGAAGAACGAACUUGCUGGAAGCAUCACGGUGAAAGGAAGCACACCUUUUGUCAUCUGAUAAGUAAGGACUGAAAUGCCGUCAGCAUGGCCUGUGCAAACCAGUCUGCAAUUCAAUACAUCAAAAUUUACAGAGUAAAGCUGGUGACGAAAAUGAGAAACCUUCCUCUGAUCGUUGAGAAUCUUUAUCAGCAAAAUGUUUUCAGUGAACAUGAAGUUGAUGCUCUUAAAGCAGAGAGGACAGAGUUUGAUAAAGCAAGAAGUAUAUUGGACUGGGUUGUUAACAAAGGGGAAGAAGCAAGUUAUCAAUUACUCAGCAUUCUGGAUGUCACUCAGAAGAGGACUUUAUCUUCUGAUUUACACCACUGGAUCAGCUGUUUUCCCUUUAGAGUGGAAGAUGGAGAGACCAGCUAUACAUUUGGUACAAAGCCCUGUCAGAACUACCAAACACGGCUCAGAGAGAAAGCAAAAAAUAUCCUGAAAGACCAAAGAAAAGGUUGCCGCAAAUAUCUGGAAAAAGAACAAGUGAACUUCCAGUUUAUACCUCUUGUUCUAGAAACGGACUGUGUGGCACAAACUCCACAAAACAAAAUAAAAUGUAAAAACAAGAAAGGCAAAAAACUGCGAAACAAAAAGCUGAGAGCUUACAUUCCUAAAGAGAAGCAUUCACCAUCACCUCUGGAUCUUCUGAAAGGUCAAGAAAAGAAAAUCCUCCUUGUAGGCAAACCAGGGAUAGGAAAGACCACAGUUGUCCAGGAAAUGUUGCGUCUGUGGGCAGAGAAGAGUGACAAAGGUCUGGACUACAUGUUUUACUUUGGUGAAAAUUCUUUGGCCCACAGUUCUAACAUUGGCAGUUUGGAAUCAGUUUUAUUUGAUGUGUAUUUGAAGCCCAUAGAAAAAGAUAGAAAGGAAGUGUUUGAAGAUAUCGAGGAAAACUCUGAGAAUGUUGUCAUUGUAUUCGAUGGUGUGACAGAAUUGAAUGAAAAUUCCAUCUUAUGGAAGAUCAUGCAGCAAGAGCUCCUGCCCGAUGCUAAGAUUGUGAUCACUUGCAGAUCAGAGGUGGAAGAUGAUCCCCUUUUCUCAAAUUGGCCAACUCAGAAAGUGUAUGUCCAAGGAUUCAGUAAAGAAUCAAUCAGAAUUUACUACAAGAAUAGGUUGGGUCAUGAUCCAGUUCUUCUAGAUCUAGUUUUAAAGAAUCAAGAGCUCUUCAGUCUUAGCCACGUUCCAGUAUACGCAUUUAUGAUUGUCGACUUGAUUCAGUUUAAAACUGACCGAGUUUUUCACCAUUCACACACAGUCACAGAGAUGUACAUUCACAUUUUACGUGUUGCUGUGAAGAAACAUGGAAAGAAAAAUAUUCAGCAAAUUGAUGGCUACCUGAAAGAGAUUAAAGAUCAGAUUUGUCUCUUGAUGAAAAAUGCAUUCAGUGCUACUAUGCAGAGGAGCCUAAACCUUCAAGAUAUUUCCAGUGAUGAGACGGACAUUUGUCAUGCUUUUCUGAAAAUGAUCACAGUAAAAGAUUCACCAACAUCUGCAGUGACAUACUGUGCAUUUCUCCACAACACAAUGCAGGAGUUCUUCUCAGCUUUGUGUCUUCUUGGAAAUCCAGAAAAGAUUGAGGAUGUCCUACAGCACAGUCAGACAAAGGAGUACAAACACAUGAGACACGUGCUCCCUUUCUUAUGUGGACUUCUGAGCGAACACAACACCAGACUACUCAAGAGUCUCUUCCCAGAGGAUCAGAUGAAGGAAACGCGAGACUGGUUCAUUGAGAAGUUUCUGAACAGUUUCCUCCAGCCUCAGAGUGACAGUGAACAGUUUGAUCUUCUCUAUGUGUGUCAGUGCUUGUAUGAGCUCCAGUCUCCUGAAGCUUGUUUAAUGUUCCUGGAGAAGAUGAACCAUCAGAUUGAACUUGAGGUGGAUCUUGAUCCUCAUCAGCGUUGUGCUUUGGCUUAUGUGAUUAAUCAAUCAGGAGAAAAGGUUUAUCUGAAUCUGGGGGACUGUGACAUGAUGGACACGGGAAUGGACAUGAUGCUCAGCUGCUCACCAAACGUCAGGUUAAAGCUUCAUAAAGAACCCCUGAAGCAAAUCGCAAGCCUUCUAGAAUUCUUCCAUAAAGCAUCUCAAUGCCAUUGCAACUUUGCUGAUGUGGGAAACAAAAACAACCAAGACACAUGCAAGGCACUGCUGGAUCUUUACUCACAUGUGAAGAACUAUGAGACUCAAACAGGCAGGAGUUUCAUUCCAGCAUUACAGUCAGUUUUCCAGAUUCCUGAUGUCUGGAUCAUAGAUCUCUCACAGAGAAAGACCUCUGUCCUCCUGGAAGUGCUAAAACUGCAAGCAGAGAAGAAACCAGUAGAGCUGAGAGGAUGUUCAAAGGAAGAGAGUGAAGUGAAGAGUUUCCUCCAGUGUCUGCCCUACAUCUCACAGCUCAGGUUUUUCUACGAGGGUGAUGAAGAAAAAUUGUUCCUGAUAAAUCUCAUAGAUGCUGCAGUAAAAAAUGACACAGAUACAGAACCAAGUUUGUUAAAUCCACUGUUAUCUGUGUGCAGUUAUAAAACUUUCCACUUUAAAGAUAAGUGGAAUGAUUAUAGUUUGAAACUUGAUCAGUGUAAUUACCUGCUGGAUCUUUACUCACAUGUGAUGAACUAUGAGACUCAAACAGGCAGGAGUUUCCCUCCAGCAUUACAGUCAGUUUUCCAGACUCCUGAUGUGUGGAUCAUAGAUCUCUCAAAGAGAAAGACCUCUGUCCUCCUGGAAGUGCUAAAACUCCAAACAGAGAAGAAACCAGUAGAGCUGAGAGGAUGUUCAAAGGAAGAGAGUGAAGUGAAGAGUUUCUUCCAGUGUCUGCCCUUCAUCUCACAGCUCAGGUUUUUCUACGAGGGUGAUGAAGAAAAAUUGUUCCUGAUAAAUCUCAUAGAUGCUGCAGUAAAAAAUUACACAGAUACAGAACCAAGUUUCUUAAAUCCACUGUUAUCUGUGUGCAGUUAUAAAACUUCAGAAUUUAAUAAAGAGUUGGGUGAUUAUUUUUUGAAACAAAAACAGGCCCAUAUCCUGCUUGAUCUUUAUCCACAUGUGAUGAACUAUGAGACUCAAACAGGCAGGAAUUUCCCUCCAGCAUUACAAUCAGUUUUCCAGAUUCCUGAUGUCUGGUAUAUAGAUCUCUCAAAGAGAAAAAGCUCUGUCCUCCUGGAAGUGCUAAAACUCCAAACAGAGAAGAAACCAGUAGAACUGCUAGAAUGUUCAGAGGAAGAGAGUGAAGUGAAGAGUUUCCUCCAGUGUCUGCCCUUCAUCUCACAGCUCAGGUUUUACGAUCGGACUAGGAGUGCAGUGCAGAUUGUUUUAAAACUCAUCAUUGAAGCUGCAGAAAUUGAGACACAGACAGGAGAUAAGAUGCUGAAACAGUUAUCAUCAGUCUGCACACACAGCUUCUUUCCUCUUAGUUGGACUGCAACAUUUUUUCAGAGUGAUUUCCUGCUGGAUCUUUACUCACAUGUGAAGAAUUAUGAGACUCAAUCAGGCAGGAGUUUCAUUCCAGCAUUACAGUCAGUUUUCCAGAUUCCUGAUGUCUGGGUCAUAGAUCUCUCACAGAGAAAGACCUCUGACCUCCUGGAAGUGCUGAAACUCCAAGCAGAGAAGAAACCAGUAGAGCUGAGAGGAUGUUCAAAGGAAGAGAGUGAAAUGAGGGAUUUUCUUCAGUGUCUGCCCUUCAUCUCACAGCUCGGGUUUGACUAUUGGACUAGGAGUGCAGUGCAGACUGUUUUAAAACUCUUCAUUGAAGCUGCAGAGAUUGAGACACAGACAGGAGAGAAGAUGCUGAAACUGUUAUCAUCAGUCUGCACAUACAACUAUUUUCCUUAUAGAUGGACUGACAGAAUUAAACAGAGUGAUUUCCUGCUGGAUCUUUACUCACAUGUGAAGAAUUAUGAGACUCAAACAGGCAGGAGUUUCAUUCCAGCAUUACAGUCAGUUUUCCAGAUUCCUGAUGUCUGGAUCAUAGAUCUCUCACAGAGAAAGACCUCUGACCUCCUGGAAGUGCUGAAACUCCAAGCAGAGAAGAAACCAGUAGAGCUGGGAGGAUGUUCAGAGGAAGAGAGUGAAAUGAGGGAUUUUCUUCAGUGUCUGCCCUACAUCUCACAGCUCGGGUUUCAAUUUUGGAGUAGUAAAGUGCAGACUGUUUUAAAACUCUUCAUUGAAGCUGCAGAGAUUGAGACACAGACAGGAGAGAAGAUGCUGAAACAUUUAUCAUCAGUCUGCACAUACAACUUUUUUCCUGAUACAUGGACUGAAGAAAUUAAACAGAGUGAUUUCCUGCUGGAUCUUUACUCACAUGUGAAGAAUUAUGAGACUCAAACAGGCAGGAGUUUCAUUCCAGCAUUACAGUCAGUUUUCCAGACUCCUGAUGUGUGGACCAUAGAUCUCUCACAGAGAAAGACCUCUGUCCUCCUGGAAGUGCUGAAACUCCAAGCAGAGAAGAAACCAGUAAAGCUGAGAAGAUGUUCAGAAGAAGAGAGUGAAAUGAGGGGUUUUCUUCAGUGUCUGCCCUACAUCUCACAGCUCAGGUUUGACUAUUGGACUAGGAGUGCAGUGCAGACUGUUUUAAAACUCUUCAUUGAAGCUGCAGAGAUUGAGACACAGACAGGAGAGAAGAUGCUGAAACUGUUAUCAUCAGUCUGCACAUACAGCUUCUUUCCUUAUGGAUGGACUGAAAAAAAUUUUCAGAGUAAUUUCCUGCUGGAUCUUUACUCACAUGUGAAGAAUUAUGAGACUCAAACAGGCAGGAGUUUCAUUCCAGCAUUACAGUCAGUUUUCCAGAUUCCUGAUGUCUGGAUCAUAGAUCUCUCACAGAGAAAGACCUCUGUCCUCCUGGAAGUGCUGAAACUCCAAGCAGAGAAGAAACCAGUAGAGCUGAGAGGAUGUUCAGAGGAAGAGAGUGAAGUGAAGAGUUUUCUUCAGUGUCUGCCCUACAUCUCACAGCUCAGCUGUGCUAAACCUCUGCUGCUUCAGUUUCUGACUCAUGUGAGGCGCGAGCAGGCAGAGUCUCUUUCUGCAGCUCUGGGUGAAGAGCUGGACCUCAGUCAGACUCCACUGGACCUGCAGGCCUGUAGAGGUUUGGCGCUGAUUCUGGAAUAUUCUGAAGGACUGACUGAACUGGAUCUGAAUCAGUGUCAUCUCACCGAUUACAGCCUGGAUCUGCUGCUCCCAAACCUCCACAAAGCACAAAACAUCAACUUCCGUUGGAAUUACAUCACUGAUGUUGGGGCUCAGAAAAUCUACAGUGUCUUCUCUCACAACAGUAACAUAUAGACAAUGAGGCUGUAGGUUUGUCACCAAGGUAAAUAACAAUAUGGAAAAAUCACUCCUUGAAGAACCACUCGUCAGAGUCCCAAAGAUGAAUCUAGUCAUCAGACCAUAAACCACAUUCAUCUUUUAUCAUCACCUUAAGAAAUGAUCAACAAUGGGUUCAAAUAAUACAGCGUUAUAUUAUUUGACAAAUAGGGUAAUUAUAGUUUGAUUUUAGUUUAGUUUAAUUUAUUUUAGUUUUAUUUAUUUAGUUUUAAUUUUAAUCUUAUAUAAACUUAUAUUCUGUUAGGUUUACAAUUAUUAUUAUUAGUGUAGUUCAUUCUGUGUGCUGUCUGCUCUGACUGGUAUGUUUAGAUUUAGACAGUUUUCAGACAAUAAGCGUAAAUAUUUAACAGGUUGAAGAUUUCAGCUCAGACAGCUAAAGUAAACAGCUUUAAGCCUUUAAAAGAGCUGAUUUAAGUACUUUAUUUCAAGUUAAAAUGCCGUUACACUUCACUAGAUGUGGAUCCUGACUGAACUACAUUCAUGUGAUGCUUACAAAUGCCAACAGUAUUAGAUGUAAUCCGUUUUGAGGUGAUGUGAACCCGACACAUCAACAAUGACCUCAUUUACAUGCACAUUCAUUUCUGAUUAAGAUUCAUAAUUUCUUUAUUUUGAUCAAACUGAUGUGAUAAUGGAUGUUUCUCAAAAACUAUUGAAAUAUUCACAUUUUACUGCCUGAGCUCUAGAAUGCUGACAGAAUACAAGAGACGGAAUAAUACUCAGAAAAUCACUUUUAUCUCAUUAAUGUGACUGAAAUGUCAGUUACUGUAGGAAAAACUUCUGUUUUUAUCACCUCAUGAUAUUUUCCUUAUAUUGUUGCUUGGUUCUGUCUUUUGGAACUUUUUACUUAACAGUGUUUUUGAUUUUUUUUUUUAAGAUACACAUUAUAAGGAAGAAAAGGAUACUAGCAAUGUGUCGCCAGAGAGUUUUAAACAAAGGUACUGAGGGGAUGCAAUAUAUUGCAAUAUAUUACUGAGAUUGACGGUACUAAUAAACAUUAGCAAACGAGAAUAGAACAACUGCAUAAAUAGUAAAUUACAUUAAAAAUUAACCCCCCCAAAAAAAGAAAGACACUUAGCAAAUUACAAUUUUGAGACCAGGCAUGAUCAAACUGUCUAUAUUUGAUAUCGAAUUGGACAUUUUGAUUGACUCAUUUUUAUUCACUGAUUAACGAAGCAUCUCCUAGAUGUAAUUACUGCCAGGCUGCUCUCACCAUUAGACAACAUUUUUUAUAAGGAGAGUACUUUGAAGGACAUUUUUAAAAAGGAACCACCAGCAAAAAUUGUAAAUUAUUUAUCACAAAUUUAAUUUCAUUAAAUUUCAUUUAUGUAAUCAACAGCAAGCAAGUUGCUGUUCUUAUGUUGUGUUGUUUAUUGUUACACUUGCAUUGUGUGCUUCGCUUGAUGUUUAAUUAAAAUAAAAAGGGAAACUUGA
Messenger RNA from Danio rerio (zebrafish), 7059 nucleotides. The record is from RefSeq and is a predicted model, not a curated record. Lineage: Eukaryota; Metazoa; Chordata; Actinopteri; Cypriniformes; Danionidae.